This is a messenger RNA of Colletes gigas, 5240 nucleotides long. It is a transcript of the gene Uggt, whose product is annotated as UDP-glucose:glycoprotein glucosyltransferase. Gene Ontology annotation, molecular function: UDP-glucose:glycoprotein glucosyltransferase activity. Gene Ontology annotation, cellular component: endoplasmic reticulum. The transcript is spliced from 23 exons. Bases 58 to 4674 code for a protein of 1538 amino acids. Lineage: Eukaryota; Metazoa; Arthropoda; Insecta; Hymenoptera; Colletidae. The record is from RefSeq and is a predicted model, not a curated record.
CUAUUAAUUUUUAUCGAUGGUAACAUCUCUCGUUUCGCUCGACAGUAUGAUGUUGUUAUGAAAAAGCGGGUUCGUGUAAUUUCGAAUUGUUUUGAGGAAAAUAAUGAAACGAUCGGCAUUAUUAUGUGGUUAACUGCACUUUCUCCUAUACUACUCCUGUGUAUAACAAAUCUUGAAGCGGAUAAAAGGGUUAAUAAGUACGUGACGACCCUGAUAGAUGCAAAAUGGAAAGAGACGCCUUUAGCGCUCGAAGCAGCCGAGUAUUUAAGCGAUGAGAAUUCAAAUUAUUUUUGGAAAUUUAUAGACACCUUUGCAGAUCACAAUUUUGGAAACGAAAGAGAUAAUUACAAUGCCGUUAUUACGUUCGCCGAGGAGUAUUUAUCUCCUUCCGAAGUAGCGUUGCUCAAAUUAGGUUUGUCAUUACGUAUUUAUUCAGCACGAGUGGAGAUGUUUACUCAAAUGGCAGAGAAUAAAAACAUUUCCAGCCUUGAUUGUUAUAACAUAGUAGAUGUCGGUGGAAAAUUUACUUGUUCUUUAGAAGAAUUGGAUAAUUUAAUCGACCAAGAAACUUGGUUAAAUCCUGAUACUUAUAGCGUAGAUCAUCGUUAUCGUGUGUCUCAACAGUCCGAGAAUGUUAUUAUAUUGUAUGGUCAAAUCGGAACGCCAAUGUUCUCAGAUUUCCAUAAUAAAUUGAAAGAACUUUCAGAAACCCAGGGGAUCAACUAUAUUUUGCGACAUUAUUUAAAGGACAGAUCGGAGAAACAUGUACGUUUGUCAGGAUAUGGCGUAGAAUUACAAAUGAAGUCCACGGAAUACAAAGCAACAGACGAUUCGGACAUCAAAGAUAACGCUGACAAAGAUUCUGAAACUUACAGCGACAGUAUGGAAGAAAUAGAUGGAAUCAAUUUUGUGACUUUAAAAAAUUUGUAUCCUGACAAGCAUGCAGAGCUGGAUAAGCUGCAGACUCAUUUGCUCGAAAGUAGCCAUGAAAUCGGAGCGUUGAAAGUAUGGCAGUUUCAAGAAUUAAGCCAUCAGGCAGCUGAGAGAAUUAUGAACUCACCCACGAACGACGCUAUAAACGUUUUGAUCGAUAUCUCGCAAAACUUCCCGAUGCAAGCGAAAUCUUUGAUCAGAACGAAAGUAAACGGCGAUAUGAAGAAGGAAAUGAAACUUAAUCAAAUGAUAUUUGCCGCGAGUUUAAAUAUACAACCCACGGAUACCGCGCUCUUCGUUAAUGGGCUAUUCUUCGAUUUGGAGGCUGUGGAUGUACUCGGUCUUCUCGAAUCGCUGAGAAGCGAGCUCAAAAUAAUGGAGUCUCUUCGUAAAAUCGGAUUUAGUAAUACAAAGAUGAGCAAAUUGUUGGCGUUGGAUUUGUCCACCAAUAUGGAUAAGCAAGAGUUCGCGAUAGAUAUAAGAGACUCGGCUAUAAUUUGGCUGAAUGAUAUCGAACAGGAUGUAACUUACUCACGGUGGUCGCCGUCGUUAACAGAAUUAUUAAGGCCAACUUUUCUUCCCGGACUGCUUAGAAAUAUUCGAAGAAAUUUAUACAAUUUGGUGUUAAUCAUCGACCCCCUGAGCAAAGAAUCUACACCGUUGAUCACUUUGGCGCAAUCAUUGUAUUUCCAUGCUGCACCGCUACGCGUCGGUUUCGUUUUCGUAACAAAUUACGACACUUCUAUAACUGGUCUGACGGAUGCCAGUAUCGCGGUGAACAAUGUGUACCAUUAUUUUGCGGAGACCAAAGGAUCGGAACACGCCUUACAGUUUUUAAUAGACUUAGGAAAUUACAUUGGGCCGGAUGGCGCCACUGUCGACGAUGUGAAAAAAGCUUUAAAGGUCCAAGAUUCAUCUGCUAAUAUCAAUUAUAUUCUCGGCGAAGAGUCCGAGUACGAUGUAGGACGUCAUCUAGCUAGCGAUUUCGUGAAACGAACUGGUUUCAAGAAAUUUCCCCAAGCUUUAAUGAACGGUGUACCUUUGUCAGCCGAUCAAUUGAAUGCCGCCGCGUUCGAAGAAGCAGUUGUAUCCACCAUUAUGACGCAAACACCCGCGUUACAGAAAGCAGUGUACCGCGGCGAGAUGUCCGACGGAGACGAUGUGGUCGAUUAUAUUAUGAAUCAGCCGAACGUGAUGCCACGUUUAAACGUGCGAAUAUUAAAAGCAGAGAAGUACACGUGGUUGAAUUUAAUCGGUACUCUACCCAAGGACGAGAAUUACACCAAAUGGAGCCCGCAAGAUCUGACAACGUGGUUGAUGAGUAGAAUGCGUUAUGUGUACGUACUGCGUCGUACGAACGUGCACCAUUUGUACACCUUUUGGGUGGUGGCGAAUUUGAACGACCCAACAGGCAGGCAACUGCUACGCGAGGCCCUCGAGUACAUAGAAUCGAACGCUGACGUUAGGCUUUCCGUGAUCAUUAACUCGCCAUCCGAGCCAAAUGUCGAUUCCACGACCGACGUAAAUCAGAUAGUAUUAGCCGCGUUGGACGGUUUGCCCAUAGACAAGGUCUUGCGUUUCGUUCGUAAGGUAAUCCAAGAAGAUGUUGCUGGCGUUAUCGCUGACGGCAAGUUUGAAAUAGAGGAAGAAGCCGUGAGGGAAAGCUUGAAGAAGCAAGUCGACGAAUUGUCUAUCCAUCGGUUGUACGUUAAAACGGUAUUGAAUUUAGAGAAAGGAACCAGAGCAAUCGUAUGCAAUGGAAGGUUAAUCGGUCCCCUGGACGUAGACGAAGAAUUCACCAGCGAAGAUUUUUCGUUGUUGGAAAGGUUCAGUCACAACAGUUACGGGGACAAAUUGUUUAAGAAAUUAAUAAAAGGACAGCUACUAGAGGAUGAUGAAUACGAGAAGAACGAAAUCACGGACGACAUGAUUAUGAAAAUCACGUCGUUGUUAGUGUCGCAUCCUCAGACACGUAGUCGAUUCGAUGUUCCUUUUCACGGCGAUGACUACAGCGCCGUGAAGAUCCCAGCAGCGAAUCCCGACGAAGUGGUGUUCAAUUUGAUAGCUAUCGUAGAUCCUGUGUCUCGCGGUGCUCAGAAAUUGGGCCCGAUUUUGAGAACGUUGCAGCAGUCCUUCAACUGCAACAUUAAAGUGUUUCUGAACUGCGUGGAGAAGAACAGCGACAUGCCGUUGAAAAGUUUCUAUCGGUUCGUGUUCGAGCCACAGCUACAAUUCUCCGCCGAUGGUCACAUCAACGGUGCUAUGGCCAAGUUUACAAAGUUACCAACAUCGUCUCUUUUGACGCAAUACAUCCACGCGCCAGAGAAUUGGUUGGUAGAGGUAGUCAGAAGCGUUUACGAUUUAGAUAACAUCAAAUUGGACAAUGUCGCGAUGGGAGUGCACAGCGAAUUCGAAUUGGAGCAUUUGCUGCUCGAAGGGCAUUGUUUCGAAGCGGUUAUCGGAAAUCCACCGCGAGGGCUGCAAUUCACUUUGGGAACGGAGAGGCAGCCGUUAAUGGUGGACACCAUAGUGAUGGCGAACUUGGGAUAUUUCCAACUGAAAGCAAACCCCGGCGAGUGGGUGUUACGCCUUCGACAGGGACGAUCGGCGGAAAUAUACGAUUUCACUACCGUCGGCGGACAAGAUGUCAUACAAAAUGGCAACGACGUUAAAGUCGUCAUAAGCUCGCUGAAGAGCCACGUGUUGCAGGUCAAAGUGUCCAAGAAGCCGGACAAGGCUGAAAUGGACCUCCUGUCCGAAGACGAGAAAAGUUCGAGCUUGUGGAAUUCCAUUUCAAGGACGUUCGCGAAAACAGACGAUGGCGACGACCAGGACGAGAAGCUGAACAUCUUUUCCCUGGCGUCCGGCCAUUUGUACGAAAGAUUUCUGAAGAUUAUGAUGCUUAGCGUCAUAAAGCACACGAAAAGUCCCGUGAAAUUCUGGUUCUUGAAAAACUAUCUUUCGCCAACGUUAAAAGACUUUUUGCCGCACAUGGCGAAGGAGUAUGGUUUCGAGUACGAGUUAGUGCAAUACAAAUGGCCACGCUGGCUUCAUCAACAGACCGAGAAACAGAGAACGAUUUGGGGUUAUAAAAUUCUAUUUCUGGAUGUACUUUUCCCUUUGAAUGUUAAGAAAAUAAUAUUCGUCGAUGCCGAUCAGGUGGUCAGAGCAGAUUUGAAGGAACUGGCGACGAUGGACCUGGGCGCAGCACCCUAUGCGUAUACGCCAUUUUGUGACAGCAGGAGGGAAAUGGACGGAUUUAGAUUUUGGAAGCAAGGCUAUUGGCGAAAUCAUUUACAAGGUCGUGCUUAUCACAUUAGCGCCUUAUACGUGGUAGACUUGAAACGAUUCAGACGCAUCGCGGCUGGCGACAGGUUGAGGGGGCAGUAUCAAGCGUUGAGUCAAGAUCCCAACAGUUUAUCGAAUCUCGAUCAGGAUCUGCCUAAUAACAUGAUUCACCAAGUGGCAAUAAAAACAUUGCCUCAGGAGUGGUUGUGGUGUGAAACUUGGUGCGACGAUGGAUCCAAAAAAUACGCUAAAACCAUAGAUUUGUGCAAUAAUCCAAUGACCAAGGAAGCUAAACUGCAAGCAGCCGUGCGGAUAUUACCGGAAUGGGUAGGGUACGAUGAUGAGAUAAAAGCUUUACAACAGAAAGUGGAAAAUAGGCAAACGGAGAAGGAAGAGCACGAGUUUAAAGAGGAGAGCACGGAAGAAAGUGUCGAGAAGCACGAAGAACUGUAGACGAGUGGUAUAUAGCGUGAAAAAGGUAUUGCAGAAAUGGCAGGUAACUGAAAAUGUUUAAAAAAAUUUCUGAUGAUUAAUCAGUUUUCGAAUGUCUGUGAUUAAAUGUUGCAACGUUCUUGUUUCGCGAGGCACGGCUGCAUAGAAAUGUGCAUUUUAAAAGUUUCGUUAUCCGUCUACGAUUGUUGCGUAUUUGGAACAUUUUUUUUCUACGAAUUGUUGAACGUCUCAGACAAACCGAAUAUAACAAAAAAACGUUAACCGAUAUCGAACAUAGGGCUCGGUGAGAGAAAAAAUGAAUUUCGAUAGCGUUUACCCCGUACAUCGAUCGUGCGAAGAGGGAAGAAAUGAAAACGUCGCUUAAGGAUCGAUUUUUAUUCGGAUAGACGGUAAAUACGACUUUACCUGUACUAUUGCAAACGAUUCGAUCAUCGGAACACAUUAACCAUCAAUUGCAGUAUUGUAGUUGAUCGUGGACACAAAACAAUGCUCGUAAUGUGAACGCGAUUGUGAUUUUGUAUCGUCUACUUCAUAGUUGUAAGAAAUAAACCUCGUAACGUUUGUAA